CUACCAACUGGACAGAUAACAUGGACAAAACAUCCUGCCUGUAUGGAUGUGAACAUUUUCAUAAGAAACCAUGACCGUCAAGGUAAUAUUAUUUCUGAAAGUUGGACUCUGGAGGAAGUGGUUAUCAAGAAG
Messenger RNA from Racocetra persica, 132 nucleotides. NCBI's taxonomy places the organism in Eukaryota, Fungi, Glomeromycota, Glomeromycetes, Diversisporales, Gigasporaceae. The record is from the annotation of a GenBank genome assembly.